UCGCAACGGAUCCCACCGACCAGCCGACACCGUGAAGCUUGUUGUGCCCAAUCAGCUAAGCUCCUGGACCUGGCAUGGUGCAGCUUGCCACCUACUGACCUAGUAGAUCUACUGAGGGCGAAGUACGGCCUAGCCGCUUGCCACCACCGUCCUUGGCAACUGUUGCGCCAGUGAGCUAUUGCUGGGUGGAACUGGAAGGUGACCAAAGCACUUAUUACUUCGCGGGCGAGUGAAUGAAAUCAGGUGUUUCGAAAAGGCCACGGGUCGUACUGGAACUGGCGACGGACUACAGUAUACUAGUAGUAGUGGGCAAUAGCCACAGCACGAUACAGCUCCAGCCCAUGGCCCAGGCUGGUUAGACCUACUGAGUGACUGGAACUGGAUAGGUAACACCUGCAGAGUGUCGAGUCGUGUAGCUCCUGCGGCCAGCCACCGCCGCCGAAACCAGUGUGUGCGUUUAUGGUGCUAGUCGUCGAGUAGUGCAGUGCACUAGUGGGUGGUUGGCGCACGAAGAGAAAACCGAAAUAAUUAAUUACUCAACUCGGUGCAGUGAAGUGGGCGAAGGACGGAGGUGUGAGCAACUGGCAGGGUGCACGAACCCUGUUUGCUAACGCAGUCCUGGAUAAUAGAACGCUAGCAGGGCCCAUGCACACCCAGUGCCAGACAUCAUCAUCAGACUGACUUGACUAGUCUGGAUCAAUGACGGCACGGUAACAUAGAAAGUGGCAAGCUCCCCUCCGCUCCUGCGAAUAUCCAAGCCAAGUGUCCAGUGCAGUCAGUACCGGCAACUGACAUUCAGGUAUAGCCACACACAGCACACGGCGGCACAGCACGGGACAAUGAGCACCAGCAGCAUCGACAGCAGUGUGGUGAACACGGACGACAUUGACAACAUCAGCACCAUCCUGGUGCGGAUCACAAUCAAUGAUGACAAUGUGCAGCUCUCCAAAUGCCUGGUAUUUGACCAAGAAGACUCGGUAUGGGCCGCCAAGAUGAUCAUCCUCAACAAGCUUGUGAAGGACUUGCACAACGGACUCAACUACGGUCUGUACUUGCCUGUCGAUGGUGCCAGGGCUGGCAAGUUUCUGGAGGAGGAUCGUCCACUGGCCGAAUAUCACCUCCCUGAACCGGCACAGCUGCAGUUCAAGUUCAAGUCAAGAGACUACAAGGGUCGCAAGUUUGAAGAGAAGCAGCUGCAAAAGAUCAACGCCAAGGCAAAGCAGAUGAAGUUCUUUGAGCUGAUACAGAAAUGCUCGGUAGAGAAAGUGGGUGGAUUCCUGGACAAAGGCCUCGACCCUAACAUCGCACUGGAAGAGUUUGGUGGUGAGUCCGCUCUGGGAGUGGCCAGCCUGAGCGUGCAUUGCAAGGAACUCAUGUUGGUCCUCGUCAACGGCGGUGCACACGUCGACUUCCGCAACCUCUCUGGCAGCACGGCGCUUCACACCGCAGCCAGUGCUGAUAACUACAAUGCUGUUCAGAUCCUGCUGGACCUCGGUGCAUCUCCAAACUACCGAGACAGAAAGGGUCUGACACCGCUAUAUAACACUACGUUACCGUGCGGCGGUGGCGCGGAUAUGGCACUGUUGCUACUCCGCGAGCACUCUCAGUUGAUGAUCAGCGAUGCUAACGGUUGGCAGGAAAUACACCAGGCGUGCCGCAAUGGUCUGCAGCGACACCUCGAGCACCUGGUUUUCUACGGCGCCGACAUUGACGCUCAGAACAGCAACGGCAGCACGGCAUUGCACGUGUGCGCACUGCACGGACAGCUGGAUUGCUGCAGGGUAUUGCUAUUCCGCGCUGCAAAGAAGUCAAUUUCCAACAAAGCCAACCACACUGCCCAGCAGGAGGCACUGCUAGCUGGGAACCUUGACGUAGCAGAGUUGAUUCAAAACUUCGAGCAAACUACAUCAGUUCGCAGUAAAGACAAGCCGUCGUACAACACGCCGCGCCGAAAGUCCAUCACCGUUCUCACGCCGACGGGAGCUGGCUCGCCGCGGCUUGGCCCCCGCUCGGCCACGUCACAUAGUGUCCUCAGCAAGGCAGCCAGGGCGCUGGUAGCUAGCAGUGCUGCUUCUCACAGCAGUACCCAUAGUAACAACAACUCGCCGACUCUUUCAGAACAUGAUGACUUCAUGUUCAACGGUCGAACCAGUGAUGAUGCGAACUCAUCCGGCUCAAAUUCACCGCCCAUGUCAAAUCGUGAUGAAAUUGCCAGGCUAACACAGGGGAAACCAGCACGUCCACCAGGCCCCGUGUUCAUGGCUGCUGGAGACGGGCCGUCCGCCUUCCCUAGUCCCCUGAAUGUUGACAUUGCCACCGGCGAAGCAAAGACGAUGAAGGUCAGCAUUCCCGGCUCGUCGUCGGCGAAGAAACUGGAAGAAAACAACGUUGUCGACCUAGGGACUUCUAAGCCCACAACCGGCGGCGGAGCUGAAUCGCCAGCUGCCAAGCGAUCUACUAGCGCCUCGUCCCAGAGCUCAGGAAGAGCCAAGACACCACCACCGCCAUCGUCACAAGACACCGGUAAGAGCGGGACCACUGCGCCAAGGGUCAUUACUCCAGGCGGCGACAUUCUUCGACCCAGGAAAUUCCAACGUGCGCACAAAGCCGACACCAGUGAGUAUGUGAUUGCAACAGACGACUUCACGGCAAAGUCAGCAGAUGAGCUGACCUUCAAGAAAGGAGAGUUUGUAGAAGUGAACUAUUUUGGCAAAGAUGGCUGGUGGGAAGGAUGCAUUGGCUCCCGCAAGGGAUGGUUUCCGAAUCAGCUGAUAUCAAUGACGAACCAGACACCUCAGAGAUUGCCGGACCUGAACGGAUCUGACAACACAGCCACUAAGGGAUCCGCUGAUACGCAUACGGACUUCAAGCUGGUGAAUGUCAUCCUGAUAAAGAGUCCGAGUGGGCUUGGAUUUUCCUUGAAGGGAGCUCGAUCACAUGAUGUGAGCACACAAUUCAAGCCACUGCCAGACAUGCCGGCACUGCAGUAUGUCGGAAGCGUCGAUACCAAUAGUGUAGCGGAGAAGGCAGGGCUGAAGAAAGGAGACUUCCUGCUGUCGAUCAAUGAAAAAGAUGUGACGGGAGCAUCGCAUUCGUACGCAGUCACCCUCGUCAAGCAAGCAGGCAAAGUCAUCACGCUCGCUGUCGCACGGCCUCGUUCCGUGUCUGGGUCCUCGUCCCGCCGUGGCUCUCUUCCACGUGACGGCAGCCCCAAAUCAAGUCGCUCAAACAGCUUGUCACGACGCCCAGUAGAUACAAUCGCCGCACCACCAUCGCCAUCAACUCAGCGCAAGGCAAGAGUUAUGUUUGAAGAUGAAAUGGGAGAUGAGAAAGCAUUGUCACCGACUGCAGAGGAAGCACCAGUUGCACCCACUGCUCCAAAGACUCCCUCAGCAACAUCACCACCACAGCAGCAGCAGCAGCAGCAGCACACAGCACUCACAGACGGCUCUGCACCGUCACCGCCGCCGUCACCCAAGUCAUCCCGUGCCCAUCGUCCCGCACCACUUGGUCAGAUCAGCGCGCUGUCGGGUGCGCUAGAAAAGCUACCACAGUCUCCCCUGGCCAAGUCAUCUGCUUCUGCCACGAGUAGUCCAAAGCCGAUUCUGAGGCACGGCAGCAAAUCACCCCCAGCAGUUGACCCGCAGCAACCGAAGUCUCCAACCAAAGGAUCGCACAAUCCGCCAACAGCAGUACCGAUUGCGAAAACCGACGAGACUAAAGUUAAGGUGCCUAAGAACAAGCAACACGAGCAACCAGCUAGUUCCUCCAAGAAAACCUCUCCUCCAGCUGGCAAAGCACCGCAAAUGUCUGUGGACUUCUUACAGCAGUUGACGAGCGCUCCGUCCGCCAUGGCCGCAUCGGCAAAAUCCACUGAACAGACCUCUGCUGGCGGCAAUGCAGCUACAAGCAAGAAUACAAAGGCCAGCAGACGCUCCAAAGCUAAGCACAGUCCGCCACCACUAAGCCCACCAGCGGAGGGUGUUGCGCCUCCUCCACCUCCGCCGCUACCUCUGGUGACAGAAUCAUCAGCACCAGCUGCAGCAAGCGGAGCGACAAAACAGGACACUACUACGACGAAGAAGCCCAAAGCUGGACCGGUGGGUCUCAAUGCAGAUUUCCUGCAGCAGCUUAGCCAGGCGCCGUCGGCUCAAAAGGCAGCAGUAGCGUCAACAGUGGACUUUUCCAAGACAUCGAAAACUAAGAACGGCGAGGACACUGCUCAGACUACUCACACCAGCACACCUCCAAGACAACGAAAAGACAAACCACCUGUCAUCACCCUACCUCCUGCACCACCCAAGCUACCAUCUCAACUACAUAAGAACCUGCCCAAGGCGGAAAAUCCCAGCCCAUCGCCGUUCGGUGACGCUCAACGGGCACCCGUGCUCAAUCGGCUGAACGUGGAGUUGGAAGACGAUGACGGCUCUGGCUAUGCGCGUAUCAAAGACAAGGAACCAGAGGAUGGUUCCGAGCCAGCCACCGCUGACAAGCCACUGGGUAAGGAACGUGACUGCAUGCCAAACAGCACGGAUGGCAAUUUUGCAGGGGAGCCUAAACACAGUACUGACAAGGCGACAGACACCACAGGUGUUGCCCAAAGUCGGAGCGUAGAACAAGAUUCCAUGCCGCCAGCUAAGCAGGGACAGGAGCAUGACCUGUACGCCAGCAUCAGUGACACAGUCAACGAGGUAACGUCACAGCCGGCCGCCACGUCACAACCGGCCGUCACGUCACCAGUGCACGGACACACGUCCAUUGACUGCUCCAAGGUGCCGCCAGCAGCAGCAAUGCCCGCACGGCAGGUGACCGAAGACAGUGUAGUGGAGCAAGAAGAAGAUGAACAACAAGGGGCACAGGCAGACCAUGUCUACGCAUCUGUCAACAAACCAAAGCAACCUGACCAGACCGUACCGGACAGUCUUGAUCUGACGGCGCAAUCCUCAUCAUCAAAGAAGCUGAAACAGGACGACACAUCUCCAACAACACCACUGGCUCCUCCGCCUAAACUGGAUCUGGAGAAAGCAACAGUUGAAAAGCCCACACAGCUGAGCCUGUCCGCAGAGCAUGAGCUCAGCUCUCCACCAUCCCCGCCACCGCCAGCUUUGCCACCGUUGUCGGAAGAAGAGAAGCAAGCUAACGCCUCUCGGAUAGCCGCUGCACGCAAGAAGCACCAGGAGAAGCGCGCCAGCUACAACCUGACGUCACCAGUGGCCACCAACGUGGCGUCGCUGGUCAACGCCGCUGCAGCACGCAAGGCCGAUCAGGACAAACACUUUUCGUUCAACCAGCCACGGCGUUGCGAAUCACCCACGCUUCUUGCACAUGCACCUGGCUCACCAGCAGCAUCACCGCCAACCGUGGCAAGGAACAGAAGCCAGUCGGAGAGUGUGGUCGGCAAGAAGACUUUGGAGAAAUCACCCCCAGCACCGCCAGCUGGAUUUGGUAUCAUUGACAGUCCUCUAGCUCUCCUCGUCGCCAAAGCCAAGGCUAGGGAAGAACGUUUAGAAAGUGGAGAAAUCAAGCCGAUCGACGUCCAGAGAGCAAAAGAUACUGAGAAGCCAGGCACGCCAGAGAAUGAGAAUGGCGAGGACGCACCGGAUUUCUGGAAGAAGAAGGGCAAACCUCCUCCUCCAAAGAAACCCAAACCAACGUCGAAUGAUGGACAUGUCAACACGAGACAACAGAAGCCGAAGGAAAGGCCGGGUCAGCCAACUCUGCUACAGACCAUUCUGUCAGCGAGAAACGCGCCGUCUUCCUCUCAGACCGGUCCUGCAUCGUCCGGCGAUGUGGACACAACUUCGAACGACACCGACGGAUUGACGGUGCGGCCUCCCACGCACUUGGAGCGGUCUUCAUCUACGCACUCACUCGAGAACAAGAAGGCAUGGGAUGAACUGGAGGACACCAGCACUGGGGACCGGGGAAAUCGGGAAGAGUCACGUGUCCCCAGCAUGUUUGCCGAUGACGACGAUGAUGGCGAGGUUUCUUCGGAGUGGACGAAUGGAAAGGGAACGGACACAAAGCCGGAGCCAACUGCAAAAGACCAUGCCGAGAAGAACCCUGAUUUGAACUCGGUCAUUUCGAAAUUCGUUCCUCCGCCGCUUGCAGACAUGAGAGCGGACAGCAUUAACACCUCACUGGACACGGGCGACGCUCCACCGCCCAUGGAGUUCUCAACGCCACCUCCAACUCGCUCCGGACGCACGCUAGACGUCAAACCACCAACAGCAGCAGCAUUGUCACAGUCGCCCCUUGUACAGCCUAAGGUCUUGUCGGCUGUAGCAAGGUCCGGACAUCCACUGGCACCGCAGACUCCACCAAAGCCAUCGCCAAAGGUGAAAAAGAAGGCUGGCGAAUCUCCACCACCAAAGCUGGCGAAAAAUUCACCAAGACCAUCGCCCAAAUUUCACACCCCGCCACCCCCAGUGUUCUCGCCGCCUGUUUCGCCAGCAACUCCACCAUCUUCUCUAGAUGCGAACAGCAAAUCGCUCGCCACAUCCACUCCAGGCAAAGUGGAGGGAAAUGAUCAGGCUGCUGCCGGAGCAGACAGCAGCCAGAGGAAGAAAUCACCAGCGGGUGGAUCCCCGCUGUCGGUGACGUCCAUUCAGCCGGCUGCCGGUACGGAAGAUCGGAUUAAGCCGCCGCUGUCUUUCGGCGACAGCGUGGCUGAUUCACUGGACGUGGACGAUGACGAUGAGGAGGGGAGUGGAGUGGCACCGCCGCCACUGCCAACCACACUGCCACCGGAUGACAGCAAUGCAGGUGACGUCGCCGAUGACAGCAGCGUGCAAGAGAGCUCCCUGCCCGUUGUGCCAGCAUCAUUCCUCGACAGUCCAUCAACACCACGCUCAGACCUGACGACAAUUGGUGAACAACUAACAGAUUCUCAAGGCACACCGCUGAACAGCUCCGAUCGUGCCCAGGAUGAUCAAACAUCGAAACGUGAUGACCGCACAGGAACGCAGCACACUCGUCAGCUGAAGGAGGAUGAGGAUAUCGGUGGCAAGGAGUCACUGCAGAGCGAAGUCGGAAGCUUGGCAGCGCUGGACGCGGUUGUCAGUGAGUUUGAUUUGUCGACCGCCGGAACAGACAAUGGACAUGAUGAAGAAGUGGUUGGGGAAGAUGGCAGUAAGCAACCCGUCAGAGAUGAAUUUCGCACUAAAACAUUCUCAGAGUGGACCUGCCACGACGUGGCGGCAUGGCUUCUAGACAUUGGUCUCGGCCAGUACGGAGAGAACUUCGUUGAGAACGAAAUCUGCGGCGAGCACUUGUCCGAGAUGACCAAGGACGACCUGCGGGAGCUUGGCAUUGUGCGCCUGGGACAUCGUCUCACCAUUACGAACGCCGUCAGCAAACUACAGGCGUAGCACACCGCAGGUGAUGUAGCUACUAGCCAGGGUCAUUUACACUUCAAAACCAGUGUGCGGAGCCCGUAUCUUCUACUUCGUAGCAGAACUGAGCCUUGAGUAAAAAAACUUGCUCCUAUAUCGGCCGGAAACCUUGGCCCUUUACCAUGAGUGACACACUACUAAUGCAUGACUGUGUUUUAACCCCACCCUGGCUUGCGCGUUGCUACUGUAUUCACUCCAGCCUUCAAGUGCACACGUGCAAAGAGGCUAGUGAUGAACUUCCUGAAGUACUAUGCAGUGUAGUUAAGCAGUUUAAAAACACUCCUAGAACCUGCAUACAUGCACAGACAAGCACACGCGCACACACACGCACACACACACACACACAAGCACACACGCACACGCACACACACACGCACACACACGGACACACACACACACACAUUUUACUGACAGUGGCUACACUACGUGCACAGCCUAAACUCAUAGUACUCAUGAAAACAAAUGCUGAUCAUGUGAGAUUUGCUAGCAUAUCGGGCAGCCUGUUUGUUUGAACAUUGCAUAUUACGGUUGAAUUAGAUGGUGGUAAAGAGUAAAGACACACCUGGCAAUAUGGCGGUAAAUAUACGCCUGCCCGGGCCCACACAUUACAUAUUACAUUAAUUUUACUUCAGAAUUCUCAACUAAGUUACUUUUGUACCGGCAGCAGAUUUCGUUUACAUGUCAUAUUGAGAGUAUUUUACCGGCCUGGUCCGCAGUCUAUCCCCAGUCUUAUACAGUGUAUAUAUACCAUAUCAACAAGAUGCCUGCAUAUCAUUGAACUGCACAAUCCAUGCCAAUAUCUUUAGAACAAUAGAUUGUGAAGCAGACCGUUUUCAGGCAAUAUAGCUAUGGACCAGUUUCUAGGCUGCAGCCUCAACAUUUUACUGAUAUCAUGAUGAUCGUUCAAGAUAAUAAAUUAAUAGUGAUUAUUACGAUUUUCCGCUCAACUUAUAAAAGGAGCUGGAUAGCACCAUUGUGACUUUUUGUGAUUUUUGUGAAUGAUAAAUUCAUCGUGUAAACACACAGCAUAGCCACUUGCACGAGCAGUGCAGCCAAUUGACAUACAUUAUAUCACCCGUUUAUUUUUUUUAAAGCAGUCAAGUGCUUUUUUUUUAAUUAAAAAAAUGAUGUCAAGGCACAA
Molecule: messenger RNA, 8535 nt
Organism: Sycon ciliatum
Lineage: Eukaryota; Metazoa; Porifera; Calcarea; Leucosolenida; Sycettidae
Product: SH3 and multiple ankyrin repeat domains protein 2-like
Exons: 25
Coding region: 840-7370 (2176 amino acids)
Molecular function (GO): protein binding
Source: RefSeq, a predicted model, not a curated record